Messenger RNA from Fraxinus pennsylvanica, 2958 nucleotides. The record is from the annotation of a GenBank genome assembly. NCBI's taxonomy places the organism in Eukaryota, Viridiplantae, Streptophyta, Magnoliopsida, Lamiales, Oleaceae.
AUGGGCUCAAGAAUUCUUGUCUACUUGCUUCUUGUUUCCUCUCAAAUUCUGGUGAUACUGGCACGGACAGACAGUGAUGAUCGUGCUCUUAAUGUAUAUGGAAGCAUCUUCUCUUGGUCUGAGCAUAGAUUUUACCUUAUUACCUCUAUUGCAGUUGCUGCUCUAAAUGCCAUCAAAUCUAGCUGGAGUAACUUGCCCCCAAACUGGACAGGGUCAGAUCCUUGUGGCAGCAGUUGGGAUGGGAUUAAUUGCACUGAUACACGCGUGACCUCCAUGCAAGUCUUGGCAAUUCCCUGUCCUGAUGAUUCCCUAGUUCAUUUGUUUUUCCUUGUUUUUGAGUCUAAUAGAAUUGCUUCAACUGCAGAAUGUUGGCAGGCACGGGGGUGGAAGAUGGUUUCUGGAUGUAGGGAUCUUUCUAACAACAUUGGACUUAAAGGGAGUCUUCCAGAAUCAAUUGGAAACUUGAAGAAACUGUCUACCUUGAUUUUGGUUGGCUGCAGCUUUUAUGGUCCCAUUCCAGAAGCAAUAGGCUCUCUGGAUCAGCUGACAUUUUUAUCUUUGAACAACAAUAGCUUCAAUGGCCCAAUUCCAUCUUCAAUUGGUAAUCUAACUCGGCUUUCAUGGCUGGAUCUAAGUUACAACAAGCUUAGUGGUACCAUUCCAGUUGCCAGCAAAACUGCGAAGGGUUUGGACACACUACUUAAUGCUAGACACUUUCAUUUGUCGAAUAAUCUACUUUCUGGGUCUAUCCCCGAUCAACUGUUCAGUUCAAACAUGAAGCUUAUACACACGAUAUUUGACCACAACCAACUCACCGGGAAUUUACCUUCCACUCUAGGAUCUAUAAAGACAUUGGAGAUUGUACGCUUUGACUGGAAUUUUCUUGAUGGACCCAUCUCUCCAAACCUGAGUAAUCUUACAAAUAUGAAUGAGUUGUACUUGUCUAAUAAUAAGUUUACAGGAAAUAUACCCAACCUCACAGGCAUGAAUUUCCUAUACUACGUGGAUGUGAGCAAUAAUAAUUUUAAUGCAUCAAAUGUUCCACAAUGGAUUACAAGCCUCCAGUCUUUGACAACAUUAAUGAUGGAGAACACACAACUCCAAGGUCUGAUCCCAGUUGAGCUCUUCAGACUUCCUCAAUUGGAGACUGUGGUGCUCAGCAACAAUAAUCUUAGUGGAGUCUUAAAUAUUGGCAAUAGCUACAGCAACAAUUUAACCCUUGAUUUGCGGAACAAUUCCAUUACCGACUUUAUGCAAAAGACUGAUUACAGCAUGGGGGAGCUAAUACUAGUUGGUAACCCCCUUUGCAAUGCGAAUGGAGCAACUUUGAAAUACUGUAUAGUUGAGAAUCACCAUAAUAACUCAUUCCCGUCAAACAAUUGUACGGCUAAAUCCUGCAGCAGAAAUCAAGUAUUGAGUUCUAAUUGUGGACGUUCACACCCAUACACUGGAACCCUGCACUUUUCCUCUUUGUCCUUCUCAGAUUUACAAAAUUGUACUUAUUACAAAACCCUUAAUGGGGCUCUGAUGACUGUUUUUCUCUCCAACGGGCUGCCUGUUAAUUCAGUUCUUCUUGCUAAUCCAACUGUUGACAUAUAUAACUACCAUCAGUUCCGUCUGCAAAUUUUUCCUUCUGGUCAAGAUUCUUUCAAUCGAACAUCGAUAUCGACAAUAGGUUUCCUACUCAACUAUCAGCAAUUCCCGCUUCCAUAUUAUGGGCCAUUCUUCUUCAUUGAUGAACCGUAUUGUUGUCUUGGAGGUUCAAAAAAGUCAUCAAAUGCUGGCAUUAUCAUUGGAGUAGCAGUUGGCUGUCCUGUGCUUGUGCUAUUAGUCAUCUUUGCUGGAAUUUAUGCAUUUCUUCAGCGUAAAAGAGCCAAAAGAGCUUCCGAAAGGAGCAACCCAUUCUCAUCCUGGGACCCUAAAAAAGGAAGCGGCAGCAUUCCACAGCUUAAGGGAGCAAAAUGGUUUUCCUUUGAAGAUCUUAAGAAAUGUACUGACAAUUUUUCAGAAUCCAAGUGCAUUGGAUCUGGAGGCUACGGAAAGGUUUACAAAGGAGCUAUUUCUUCUGGACAAUUAGUUGCAAUCAAGCGUGCUCAACAGGGAUCAAUGCAGGGAUCCUCUGAGUUUAAAACAGAGAUUGAACUUUUGUCGAGGAUUCAUCAUAAGAAUGUCGUCAGCCUUGUGGGAUUCUGUUAUGAUCAAGGUGAACAAAUGCUGGUCUACGAGUAUAUAUCCAAUGGUACCCUUCGAGAUUGUCUUUCAGGGAAAAUAGAAUUCAAGUUGGAUUGGAGUAGAAGACUUAAAAUAGCUCUUGAUGCAGCCAGAGGACUGUCAUAUUUGCAUGAGCUUGCCAACCCUCCGAUUAUUCACAGGGAUAUUAAAUCAAACAACAUCUUGCUGGACGAUCAUUUCAAUGCAAAAGUUGCUGAUUUUGGUCUAUCGAAACUAGUGGGAGAUACGGGCAAGGGUUAUGUCACCACUCAAGUCAAGGGGACACUGGGAUACAUGGAUCCUGAAUACUACAUGACCCAACAGCUUACUGAGAAAAGUGAUGUAUAUAGCUUUGGAGUUGUAUUGCUAGAACUGAUAACUGCUAAAGCCCCUAUAAAUCAUGGAAAACACAUUGUAAGAGUAGUUCAGGAGACAUUGGACGAUCUAGAAGGUUCUGAAAAUCUCGAUAAAAUUCUUGAUCCAACCAUGGGAUCAGGAUCACAUGUUGGUUUGAAAAAGUUUGUCGAUCUUGCAAUGAGCUGCGUUAGAGAAUCUACCGCUGACCGACCUACAAUGGGAGGAGUCGUGAGAGAGAUUGAGCACAUCGUGGAAUUGUCACCCGAAAACAAGAAAAUGGACCAAAAACUUACUGGAUCUAUCUAUGAGGAAGAAAAUGACGAGAGUCAUCUCCAUUCUUAUGACAUUGAGGUGUUUGAUGUCAACUAUGGUUCCUCCCGUUCUGCAUAG